AGUUCACUGGCCAAUCAGAGAGGCGGAUGGUUGACGUCACCUCCCGUUUUCCGCCCGCCGGACUACACGUCCCAACAUCCUGCGCGCUUUGGUGCAACGUCACUUUCCUGCGUCUCCACUCCCGGGAAUCGAGCGGCAGGAGCACGUGACGUCAUGUUGACUAACGCUGAGACCGACAUCUCGCGCUCCCUGGAGCUUCUCCAUAUGACAGUUUUCAGCCAGUGCUUCUCCCCGUGUGGGAAAUUCUUAGUGGCUGGAAACAACUUGGGUCAGAUUGGAGUUUUCAGUCUUUCUGCCGCUUUGAGUUCAGAGGCCAAAGAGCUGAGCAAACAGCCGGUUGCAGUGUUCCAAGCACAUUUGGGGCCCAUUUACAGCCUAACCUCCACCGAGCGUCACCUGAUCAGCUCAGGAGGAAAUGAGGUGAAGGGAUGGAACUGGAACGAUAUCCAUAAGAAGGGCUGUACCCAGUUAUGGACUCGCUGUAUCCCCAACAGCAAUUUAGAGACUCCAGAAAUCAACAGCAUGAUCCUGAAUGAGAAAGAUAACUCAUUGCUCCUUGCCGGGGGAACUAACAACAUUCACUCUAUGGACCUGGAGAGUGGAACCUUUACAAUGACGCUGGAAGGGCACGAGGAUUACAUUCACUGCCUGGCCUUGCGGGAGCAGCAAAGGGAGUGCGUGUCCGGCAGUGAGGAUGGAACCGUCAGGAUUUGGGAUCUUCGAAAUGGCGCGCAGACUCACAAGAUUGAAGUAUACAAGUAUGAGGAAUGCGCUCGGCCGCAGUAUGGGAAAUGGAUCAGCUGCUUAACCACUGACUCAGACUGGAUGGUUUGUGGUGGAGGCCCCAAGUUGAGUCUUUGGCACCUUCGCUCCAUGACGCCAACAACCAUUUUUCCAUUAAAUGAGAGCCAGCAACAAGUCAUGUUCUACCAGGACAUGAUCCUGUGUGCUGGCCAGGCCCCAUUUGUUAAUCACUGUCAGAUAAAUGGGGAGAUCAAAGCGCAGAUUCCCAGCACCCCUCGCUGUGUUUAUUCCCUGAGCGUCAAUGAAUCAUCGCAGGAAAAUAAGGUUCUCACAGCAGCUGGCAGUGGCCCUAAGAUUGAUGUAUUCACCAACUUCCGAUACCGAGCGUUCUCUCUAACUUUCACUUAACCUGUUCUGCACUGAACAUUCUCUUCCAUCACAUCUAAAUCUUUCCCACAUUAAACACUUUCCAGUGUAUCCCAGUCUGUCCCUCACUGAACAUUCUCUUUCAUUUAAUCCCAGACUCCCCUCCCUCCCUGAACAUUAUUGUUCAUCUAUUCCCAGACUAUAGAACACUGAGUAUCUCUCACUGAACAUUCUCUUUCAUUUAAUCCCAGACUCCCCUCCCCCCUGAACAUUAUUGUUCAUCUAUUCCCAGACUAUAGAAUACUGAGUAUCCCUCACUGAACAUUCUCUUUCAUUUAAUCCCAGACUCCCCUCCCCCCCUGAACAUUCUUGUUCAUCUAUUCCCAGACUAUAGAAUACUGAGUAUCCCUCACUGAACAUUCUCUUUCAUUUAAUCCCAGACUCCCCUCCCCCCCUGAACAUUAUUGUUCAUCUAUUCCCAGACUAUAGAACACUGAGUAUCUCUCACUGAACAUUCUCUUUCAUUUAAUCCCAGACUCCCCUCCCCCCUGAACAUUAUUGUUCAUCUAUUCCCAGACUAUAGAAUACUGAGUAUCCCUCACUGAACAUUAUCUUUCAUUUAAUCCCAGACUCCCCUCCCCCCCUGAACAUUAUUGUUCAUCUAUUCCCAGACUAUAGAAUACUGAGUAUCCCUCACUGAACAUUCUCUUUCAUUUAAUCCCAGACUCCCCUCCCCCCUGAACAUUCUUGUUCAUCUAUUCCCAGACAAUAGAAUACUGAGUAUCCCUCAAUGAACAUUCUCUUUCAUUUGAUCCCAGACUCCGUUCCCCCCUGAACAUUAUUGUUCAUCUAUUCCCAGACUAUAGAAUACUGAGUAUCCCUCACUGAACAUUCUCUUUCAUUUAAUCCCAGACUCCCCUCCCCCCUGAACAUUAUUGUUCAUCUAUUCCCAGACUAUAGAAUACCGAGUAUCCCUCACUGAACAUUCUCUUUCAUUUAAUCCUAGACUCCCCUCCCUCCCUCCCUGAACAUUAUUGUUCAUCUAUUCCCAGUCUAUAAAACACUUGAGUGUCCCUCACUGAACAUUCACUUUCAUAUAAUCCCAGUCUGUAGUACACUAAAUAUUCUCUUUCAUUUAAAGGGAAUGUUCACCUUUGAGUUCACUUUUAGUAUGAUGUAGAGAGUGAUGUAGGGAGACAAUUUGCAUUCGGUUUUCAUUUUUUAUUAUUUGUGGGUUUUUGAGUUAUUUAGCUUUUUAUUCAGCGGCUCUCACAUUUGUAAUUUCAACAAUCUGGUUGCUGGAGUCCAAAUUCCCCUAGCAACCAUGCACUGAUUUGAAUAAGAGACUGGAAUAUGAAUAGGAAGAGUUAUAAAAAGUAGCAAUAACAAUACAUUUUGUAGCCUUACAGAGCAUUUGUUUUUUAGAUGGGGUCAGUGACCCCCUUUUGAAAGCUGGAAAGAAGGCGGCAAAUAUUUCAAAAACUGUAAAAAAUAAACAAUGAAGACCAGUUGACAAGUUUAGAGUCGACCAUUGUAACUAAAAGUUAAAUUAUAGUUCAACCACCCCUUUCACCUCAGAUCCUCCCUCCCUGAACAUUGUUGUUCAUCUAUUCCCAGACUGAACAUUCUAUUUCAUCCCUCAAUGUGCAAGUCCUUGUCCCAUGAAUCCAUGCCUAUUACUCUGUGCAUAUCUCUCAGAUAUUCCCAAUUCCUCCAAUACUUAGCAGCCAGUCACGUGAUCCCAAUCCAAGCACAGGAUUAUCUCUCACACAUUUCCCAUCCUAUCCUCUACAUUUUCCUCCUCCUCCUCCCGGCACAGAACAUUUUCUCUCAUUCUUUUCCUUUAUACCCAGAAGUCCAUCUGUCUCCAGUCAGACACCGACAAUUUAUUCUGUCCCCAUGUUGUUGGGACGCCAGGUAUUCUGUCCACUCUCAAAGGCUUUUUGUAUUUCUAACACAAAACUUACAGUGUCACUUUCUCCUUAGUCCCACGGAUACCUAAGCCUCCCAGUUUCAUUCUCCAGCCUCCGGCCAUCAUUGUGAUAUCCAUCAUUGUGAUAUCCAUCAUUGUGAUAUCCAUCAUUGUCUCCCCUUCUACUGGCCUGUCUUUCUAUCCUUCGACUCUCACCGCAGUCUCCUUAUCCCCCUCUUCUGUUGCUUGAUAACUGUUUCUGUGCCGGCUGAAAAUAUCAUGAGGUUUUUUUUAUUUGUUUGUUUUUUUGUAAUAAAAACUGUUUUUUGUGGUA
Molecule: messenger RNA, 3356 nt
Organism: Xenopus laevis (African clawed frog)
Lineage: Eukaryota; Metazoa; Chordata; Amphibia; Anura; Pipidae
Gene: thoc6.L
Product: THO complex 6 L homeolog
Exons: 13
Coding region: 154-1152 (332 amino acids)
Biological process (GO): mRNA export from nucleus
Cellular component (GO): THO complex; transcription export complex
Source: RefSeq, a predicted model, not a curated record